AUGGGUACUGUGGCUGGAGGCGAUAGAGACCACGAGCCGCAAUUCACGCGUCCGAUUGGCAAUUUGACCGCAGCAGUUGGGCGGGAAGCCGUGCUAGCUUGCACCGUCGAUCAUCUUGGCAAUCACAGGGUAGGCUGGCUUCGAGCCGAGGACCAAACAGUGCUGAGCCUCCACACGAGCAUGGUCUCACACAAUCCUCGCAUCACGCUUACGCACGACAACUACCAGUCGUGGCAACUGCACAUCAGGCAGGUCAAGGAGUCCGACAAAGGAUGCUACAUGUGCCAGGUCAACACCAAGGUCAUGAAGAAGCAGAUCGGAUGUUUGGAUGUGCAUGUUCCACCGGACUUCUUGGUGGGUGACACGAGUGGAGAUAUGGCCGUGCAAGAGGGAGACAACGCAACUAUGAUAUGCAAGGCCACCGGUAAUCCACAGCCAAGGGUGACCUGGAAGAGAGAGGAUGGCCAGAAGAUUCUGCAGAGGAGAGGUCUCAGAGACACCGUCGAAGUGGACAUCCUGGCUGGGGAGGAGAUGCACUUCUGGAAGGUAGACCGGCGGCAAAUGGGGAGCUACUUGUGCAUUGCGAGCAAUGAAGUACCCCCGGCAGUCAGCAAGCGCGUUUACCUGGCCGUCAACUUUGCUCCGGUGAUAAAAGUGCCAAAUCAACUGCUGGGUGCUCCCCUCUACACCACGGUAACACUGGAGUGUCACGUCGAGGCUUUUCCUAACACCAUCAACUAUUGGGUCAAGAACAGACAGGAAAUGCUACUGAAUGGCUCGAAGUAUGCAGUAUGGGAAAAUCAGACCGGGUAUUACAAGGUUGUGAUGUGGCUGAGCAUACUGACAUUCAGGCCAACUGACAUAGGCACAUACAACUGCAUUUCCACCAACAGUCUUGGCAAAGCAGAAGGCACGCUGCGUUUGUAUGGUUUGGCAGACACCAGCGCCAGUGAGAGCUCCAAGUCGAAGAGUACAACCACGGUUGAAUCCAGCGCUGCAAGUCUCCAAUUCAGCCCAUCAAUCAUCGCUCUCGCAUUGGCUAUCGCUUUCCUUCAACUCUGCCGCCAUAUUCCGCUGAAACUAAGCUGACAAUUAUUGACACAACACCAGGCAAAAAUACACGCUGAAUCGAAAACGGAUUGAAUCCCAAUGGUCUUGGUGAACAAUCCUACCAGACUGGAUAGGGAUGGAUCCUUCCUGGACAGAAUAAAACUGUCCGAGAUUCGAAUGUCUUGCUGGAAGUAUUAUUCAUGUGAUUUUCAUUUCCAUUCAUGGAAUCUCGUGGAGGAUUUAUGUAAUUUAAAUAUUGAAUAAGUGUGUCAAAUAUGAAAUAUACCCCUGAUAAACAAUAGAGUCCUAUUUGAUGUGAUUUGAUUAAUUACGGUAUGCAGUUUCAUAAUAUAACUAGGUAAUUUUUUAUUGUGAGAUGAAUAUUUUUCUGUUGAUUGGAGAUUUUCCAUUUUUUUCUCAUGAGAGAUGGAUUUCAAAUAAAAGACGGAAUACUUCUCAGUGGAUUUCUAUAAAGUUGUCCAUAUCAAUAUGAAUUUGAACUCUACUUAUAUGAAUAGCUUUUAAUAUCUUUAAAAUACUUCAUAUCAUCUGAAAUAUCAUAUCAAGUGGAACAUUGAACGUUUGAAAGGUAUUCAUCUCCUUCCAAGAAUGUGUUAAGCGACUUAUCCAAAUUGAAAUCUUUUGUAUGUUUCUGGGAAAAUUAUUUUGGUAAAUAGAGAAGAAUAUGCAAAGUGUUUGAUGAUUGAAUCAUCAUUAUACUUUCAAUUGUUUUUCCAUAGUACGGUUCGUGAAUACAACAUUAUCUCUCAUUUAUAAUGUGAGCUACAAAUAGCCUAAUAGUAGGCUAUAAAGAUUGAAAAAAUGAAUGAAUUCUAUUGAUGAUGGAAUGAAUAUUCUUUGAUUAAUGAAAUCUUUUUGUGCCAAUCCUCUUCCGUGCCGGAAAUGUAUUUAGAAUAUUCAGUGCCAUGAAGAGGUAACAGAAGUUGAUCUUUGUGAAGAAUAUAUUUUGCAAAAGAAAAAAAAGGCUUCUCACAUAGUUAUUGAUCACAACAGGCCAGAGACCACCUAAUACUAGAAUAUAAUUUACAGUUUAGAUAAGUUGUUCUCUGAACAUUGAGAUUGAUAUUUGUGACAAUUCUAUGUUAUAUCAGAGACAAGAAAUAUAUGCUUAUCAAAUAUCUAUGGUUAUAUAUUAUGUAGUUUAGAAUCACACAUGUAUUACAAUGGAAAUCAAUAAUAAUUUCUGUAUUGAAUCGGAAGGAGGUUUCUGUGAACUAACAGCCUGUAGGUAGGCCUAUGGUUUCAAAUGUUGAUUAGAGACACCUCAGAGUUAUGUUAAUAGGAGGCAUUUGAUGUUAAUAACACAACCUUAGUAAAAUAAGAAGAAUCAGUUCAAAUUCUAGUCAGAACAUUACUUCCUUCUGUAUUUCACCUCAAUCCAAGAAUACCAUGUAAAAAUACAUAAUGAAUACCAAUAACGUUGACGCAGUUGUCAACAAAAUUUGCUUGAAGCAACUUUUAUAUUUCAAGAUCAUUUUCCAAGUAUUUAAAGCAAUUUAGCUUAUUUGACAGAUCAAUAAUGUGUUGUUCAAUGUUCAUGAAUUAGUGAUAUAAUAUCAACUCAACUCCUAAAUUAAGAAGUGAAUAAAUUAUUGAAUAUUUUAUAUUUUUAAGUACUGUAUCUCUUUCGAUUUUUAGAGAGAGAAGUAUUAUUUUAAUUUGUGUACAUAGUUCGUCUGUACGCUAAGAGCUAAUCGAAAUAAUGAUAUUAUUAUCACCUAUCCGGAAAAAAAACAAUUGUUUUUCUUUAAUAUCAUCCGACAAUGUUAGAAUGAAUUCCGCAACUUAUUGUAAUGAAAUAUUAUCAACAUGAAGAACCGAAUCCUUGUUCUAGAUAUUUCUAUGAAUUUUGGAUAACACUAUUCCAUUCAUUGUACUAAAUUGUCUUCAUAUGUUAAUAAAAUAAUUUUGGCUAGAAAUUUGGCUUGU
Nilaparvata lugens (brown planthopper) is the source of this 3000-nucleotide messenger RNA. RefSeq names its product lachesin. NCBI's taxonomy places the organism in Eukaryota, Metazoa, Arthropoda, Insecta, Hemiptera, Delphacidae. The transcript has 8 exons. The record is from RefSeq and is a predicted model, not a curated record. Bases 1 to 1089 code for a protein of 362 amino acids. Gene Ontology annotation, cellular component: neuron projection.